Messenger RNA from Mauremys reevesii (Reeves's turtle), 4404 nucleotides. It is a transcript of the gene WARS2, whose product is annotated as tryptophanyl tRNA synthetase 2, mitochondrial. Gene Ontology annotation, cellular component: mitochondrion; mitochondrial matrix. Gene Ontology annotation, biological process: mitochondrial tryptophanyl-tRNA aminoacylation. Lineage: Eukaryota; Metazoa; Chordata; Testudines; Geoemydidae. The transcript has 7 exons. Gene Ontology annotation, molecular function: tryptophan-tRNA ligase activity; ATP binding. The record is from RefSeq and is a predicted model, not a curated record. The coding region runs from base 75 to 1121 and encodes 348 amino acids.
GCAGGCGCUAGCAGUCAGCCAGGCCCCGUGCGCAGGCGCAGGCUCCCCGGCGGGCUAUUCCCCUCCCCCCAGCCAUGGCGGCGCCGCGCGGCGUGAUCCGGGCCCUGCACCGCGGGACCCUCACCCAGAAUAGCAGCGUGGAUCGAAUUUUCUCAGGUAUUCAGCCAACUGGGAAGCUGCACCUUGGCAACUACUUCGGAGCCAUCCAGAACUGGGUGAGGCUUCAGGAAGAGUACAACUCUGUGUUAUACAGCAUUGUAGAUCUGCACGCUCUCACAGUACCACGGGAGCCAGCGGUCUUGCGUCAAAGCAUCCUGGAUACCACUGCCACUCUCCUCGCCUGUGGUAUCAAUCCAGAGAAGUGCCUCCUUUUUCAGCAGUCACAGGUGCCUGAACAUGCAGAACUCGGUUGGAUUCUUGGGUGCUUAACUAAUAUGCCACGUAUACAAAGCUUUCCGCAGUGGAAGGUAAAGAAUGCCAGCCAGAAUUAUGAAGGAACCGUUGGUCUGUUCACAUACCCUAUUCUUCAAGCUGCAGAUAUUCUGCUGUACAAGUCAACACAUGUUCCUGUUGGAGAAGAUCAAGUCCUGCACCUGGAACUGGCUCGAGAUAUAGCACAACACUUUAACAAGAAAUAUGGAAACUUCUUUCCUGUGCCCAAAGCCAUUUUAAGUACAACAAAGAAGGUGAAGUCUCUCAGGGAUCCAACAGCCAAGAUGUCCAAGUCAGACCCUCAGAAGUUGGGCACACUCAACAUCACAGACAGUCCAGAGGAGAUUGUUCUGAAAUUCCGCAAGGCUGUGACUGACUUCACCUCUGAGGUGACCUAUGACCCAGACUCUCGUCCUGGUGUCUCCAAUCUGGUGACCAUUCAUGCUGCAGUGACAGGACUCAGCAUAAAGGAAGUGGUGCACCAGUGUGUUGGUCUUGACACUGCUCACUACAAAGGGAUAGUGGCAGAGGCAGUUAUUCAGAAGUUUGCGCCAAUCGGGAACGAAAUUAAGAGGCUCCAGGAGGACAAAUCCCACUUGGAGAAGGUUUUACAGGCUGGAGCAGAGAAAGCCAAAGAACUAGCUUCCCCUGUGUAUCAAGAAAUAAGGAGAUUAGUCGGGUUUCAAUAGAACCUACUGAAUAAUUUAAAAUUUUCUUAUUUCCUGAGAUAGCUCUUGUUCAUCAUCUCCCAUCUCAGAGUCUGAGAGAGAGUUUUCUUUGUCCUGGAAAAUCAGACAAAAACAAUCAGAGAUGAUUUUUCCAAGUGAUUAUGACACCAUCCAAUUGGACCAGCGUCAAGCCAUUCUGGAUGCUCCAAAAGAAGGCCCAGACACUCAAUUUCCAAAGAAACUCACAGAACCAGAAAAGUGAAGCUGACCAAAUUAACUUUCUGUUUUCACAGAGCAACAUAAAAAGUUGAAAUAGAAGCCAUGGUCGUUGGGAUGUCAGAGCUGUUGCAUUCCUGAUUACUCCAGCAGGAGAGGAAGUCACAAGCUUCAUAAAAUCCUCCCCUAUUACACACACAACCCCACAGCGAAAGACAACUGUUUCAUAAACUCUGAUGACAGUUACACUGUGCUGAAUGUAAUGGCAGAAUGUGCUUCUGGAUAACCAGAAUAAAAAUACAUACUAGGGACCUGGAAUGCCCAGGACAUUGGUAAUGGGAAAGAGCCUUUCACCUCUAAAUCCCCAGUUCAGAUGCAGCCUAGUUUGGUAAUGACAGCUAGUCUGUAUGAAAUGAGUUGGGCUCUUAGUCCGUUUCCUGAUAUACAAAUGUCCAUAUUACAGAAACCACCAUGACCAUUGAAACUCUGCUUCUUUUUGGUAGUCUCUGUAAAGAAUUCAUGGAGUGAAUGGAACCUGUACCCUCUACCCUGAACUCCCCUCUCACUUCUAGGUCAUCUUAGUAGGUCAGGGUUAAGAUACAUUGGCAGGGGACUGCCUGUGUUGGGAAACUUGCUCAGCAGCUGUCCAUUUUGCAGCUAUUCUAUAGAGAAGUAAAGGUUCCAGCACUGUCAGUCCAGCACCAACUACAGGAUUCAUUUUCGAAUCUCUGUCCUGCAGGGAAAUGACUUUUGGCUGGGAAACCAGAGAACUGGCUGUAAAAUUAACAAAAACGGCUUGUGUAAGUGACUAGCUGACUACAAAGCCAUGGUUAUGAUCAAAGUAUUUUUCUUAAAAUGAAUAGGCCUAGUAAUGAGAGCUGCACUCAGCCUCCACAGAUCUUAUUCCUCCCAAGCCCCAGUGAGAGAUCCCGGAAUGAGUGAGCUGCUGCUGAGGAGCAGAAGGAAAGGGAGAAAUUGGCAAAAAGGAAUAAACUCUUCUAAAGGGAAUGGAAUGGCGAGGGUAGAGAAGUGCUUAAAGCAAUGCAAAAGUAAUUAUUGUACUGUUGUGGAGAAUUUUGCUGCGUCAGUGCAUUGAUGCCUCACAUUUGAAACCACUGUAUUAAAACUUAAACUAAGUUUAUAGUACCACAGUCAUGGCAGGUACUGCAAAGAGGAAAAUGCAAGUGUCUGAAAUGUGUCUUCACUGUUUCUUUCUCCUGAGUUGGGAAAGGUGGAAGUUAUAUCAAGAAACUAGGGCAACUUUAUACUCCUGAAUCAACAUGAACUGAUCUUUUUUUCUGUGUAAUACAGACCAAUAAAAAGCUGAUGAAUUUGUUUACUGGUUGGAGUGAAGUGCUGAGUGUUCACUGACUCAGAAUCCUUUAGCUCCUGUAUAUUGUAAAGCAAGAAAUUCACAAUUGGACGUCCCUACCAUCCAAUCUAAGACCUGGGUUUAUAUAUAAAGGAUCUGUAGAAAGAGAAGAAUGAGAUGAGAAUUUUCAGAAUGUAUGGCUAACCUGUGGAACUCAUUCACACAAGAUAUUAAAGUGCAAGUAUUUAGCAGGAUUCAGAAAAACUUGCACAUAAAUGAAUAAAGAAUAUAAACCUAUAUGCUUCAAAGCGUAAGACAUGGACUAUAAGAAACUGACUGAUUAGGCUAAAGAAGAAACUUCUACUGUGGACUGGUUAUUCCGAAACUGUUCAUUGUGAGGAUUUUUGUACCUUCAUCUUGAAGCAUUUGCUGCUGACUACUGCCAGAGACAGGAUACCUAACGUAGAUGGACGACUGGUCUCAUCCAGAAUGGCAAUUUCUGUAUUUCUGAGGGAAUUCUGUGCAACAAAAUUCUGGUUUGGGACGAUCUGAAGCAGUUAGCUCACAGUUUAAAUCUAUUUCUGUUUCUAUACAGAAGCAAUUCAGUUCAGAUCCACCCAAUUUUAUGAGGAAAAUAAUCAGGAAAACAAUGGGAGGGUCUUGGACCUGCCACUAAAUGAAGCAUCUUAGAUUAACUAAGCUGCCCAUCACUAAACACUGUGAUUAGGCUCAUUACAGUUCUUCAGUUAUCACAGAUAUAGCCAUGCAGUCACAUAUGGAGAUGUUUCUCAUUGGUACAAAAUAACUUAUGGGCUCUGAAUUGUUCAAAAUGAGCUGGCCAGUCUUAAAAAUGACCUAUAAAAAAACCCAAAAAUGUUGUAUCCUUUUUGUUACUUAAUGAUGUAUGCAGAAGGCCCACAGGUAUUUUUGUAAUGUUUUUCACUGCUUGUUUUUUACAUUAGAAAUUCAGCUGUCAUCUGCUGUAUUUUUCCUAGGGGACAAUAUGGAUGACUGGAGAACUCAUAUGGUUACAAAUGACGUCAGAGAUACCAGGAAGAUAAAACUGAUUAAUUGGCAGGGGAAGGGAUUUUUAUUCAGCCUGUUUAAAACACUCUCUUGAUUUCUGUUGACACCUGUUUAAUUCAAAUGCCUAACAAAUACUUUGGUCAAAUAUAUUGGUUAAAAAUUCCAUACUGUACCACAUCAAAUAAGAUUAGGGGCUCCCAAUCCAUUUCUUCCUCUUUCAAAGGGGGACCUCCAACAAAAUCAAGAAAGACUAGACAAAUCUUGAUAUUCCUAGGGUUUGGUUUUGUGUUUUAAUCUUUAGGCUAUUUGUUUUUUAAGAGAGAUUUCAGAGCUCUGAGAUACCAGAGCAUACACAUUCUGCACUAGUGUUGCAGUACUGCAUGUACAGACUGCAGCCACACUGCAUUGUGUUAUGAAUGUUCUUGAAUUAUUUUGCUUUAGCUCCGUAUGGGCUUGGGGUUCAACAUUCCACCCUUUCAAGCAAAGAAACAGGAGCAAGUAUGCUCUUAAAGUAGAAAUAUUUCAUACCAGUAAAAUAAGGAGGACGGGGACAAAAGAGAAAAACUCCUGGUAUGUUGGAAGAAUGGAUUGUGAACAGAAUGUUUCUAACAUUCUCCAAGAGGUGUCAUUGAGAUUUUUCUGAGAAGCCAAAAAAUGUGCUUGGGGCAGGGAGAGUGGUUCUUACGAAGAUCUCUCUCUAAUGUAAUUUAGCUUUAUUAAAUUUAAGGGUUUACCACUGUUUCCAGAAAA